This is a messenger RNA of Hippocampus zosterae (dwarf seahorse), 3371 nucleotides long. It is a transcript of the gene mych, whose product is annotated as myelocytomatosis oncogene homolog. Gene Ontology annotation, molecular function: DNA-binding transcription factor activity, RNA polymerase II-specific; protein dimerization activity; RNA polymerase II cis-regulatory region sequence-specific DNA binding. The transcript has 3 exons. The record is from RefSeq and is a predicted model, not a curated record. Bases 382 to 1527 code for a protein of 381 amino acids. Gene Ontology annotation, biological process: positive regulation of cell population proliferation; regulation of transcription by RNA polymerase II. NCBI's taxonomy places the organism in Eukaryota, Metazoa, Chordata, Actinopteri, Syngnathiformes, Syngnathidae.
UGAACCGAUGUAAAGGCCGAUUCACAUCAAUGAUUCAAAAAUCGAUCCCGGGCCGGUACGCCGUGGGUGACGUUUUGGCGCGUUUUUUUUUCGCGGAUGGACACCGGCGCACCGCGCCCAUAAAAACUCUGCGGCCGCGCCGGCCACACCCACUCAGUGUGCUCGCAUCGAGCCGGUCGAGCGAAAAAGGUCACAGCAAACCAUGCUGCCCUGUUUGCCGUCCAACUUAACAAGACAGCAGUUUCUCUUCGCCGCCAAGGAGUCGUCGUCGUCGUCCCCGUCGGCUACUUGCUUUACGUGGGCUGGACUUUGACCUCCGUGGAUGUUGUUCUUCCACUUGAAAUACAACAUUUUCUUUGAAAUCCCAACUGCCGUUUGAAGAUGUUGCAAAGCUUCGCCCAGUCGCAGGACUGGCUCUACUCGGAGCCGCUGCUUUUCGACGAAGAGUUCUGCCAAAUAUUGAUGAAGGACCUCCAGUCACUGCCCACGCCCCCACAGUCGCCCCCCAUGAAGGCGACGGGCGCCCCCGGUGGGGCCAAGCCCCUCUCCAGCGGCGACCAGCUGAGCUACGUGUCGGACAUCCUGAUGGAGGACUACGACAUGCACCUCAACUGGAACUGGGCCUUCAUCCAUGACAAGGAAGGUGGCGGCGGGAGCGACGGCGGGGGAGGGGGCCGGCCCGGCCCCCCCUCGUUGGAGGAUGAAAACGACGAGGACGGCCUGUGGCGCUGCCUGGCGUCGUCGGACAAGAGCCCGGCGGAGAAGCUGGCGACGUCCGUCCUGGGCUCCAGCCCGCUCCUGUCCGACAUGGACACCAGCAUCUUCGAGGGGCUCGCCGGCUCCACGCUGGACUGCCAGAACCUGAUGGGGGGCCGCGAGACGGCCGAGGCGACGUCCGACUACUAUUCCGCCGGAGGCGACGUGUCCGUGUACUCGUCCAGCGAUUCCGAGGAAGAGAUCGACGUGGUGACGGUGGGCCGCUGCCCCCCCAGCCCGCCGCCCGCCUGCCGGCAGAAGCAGCGCGACGAAGACGACGACGACGACGAGGAGCGUCGCGCGCUCCGCCGCCACCACUUUGAGAUCCAGCUGCAGCAUAACUACGCCGCGCCGCGCCCGGCCUCCCCGCCGCCUCCUUCCUCGUCCGCCAAGCGCUCCCGCGGCGGCGGCGCCCAUCAUCAUCAUCACGCCUGGUCCUCCUCAUCGUCGUCCGCCCGCCACCAGCAGGCGUCGUGGCGGCACCCGGCCGAGACGGAGGACGAGGAGGAGCGUCGGCGCACGCACAACGUGAUGGAGCGUCAGCGGCGCAACGAGCUGAAGAACUGCUUCAUGCGCCUGCGCGACAACAUCCCCGAGCUGUCGCGCAACGACAAGGCGUCCAAGGUGGUCAUCCUGAAAAAGGCCCGAGACUGCAUCCACGGCUUGGAGGACGCCGCCGGGCGGCUGCAGGUGCGCCGGGACAAACUGCGCGCCAAGCAGGGGGAGCUCAAAGCGCGACUGCAGCACCUGCGGACGCCCGCGCGCUCGUAAAGGGGCGGCGGGGUGGGGGGGGACACAAAAAGGCGCGGAGAGAUUUUUCUUUUUUUUUUUUUUUUUUGUACAACAGAAAUGACAUUUUUGCUUUCAGGAACCAGGAGGAUGUUGACAAGGACGCACAAAGAUGGACUUCUCAGUAGACUUUAUGCUCACGGGCCCACACACACACACACACACGCGCACACACAUUCAUUGCGAUGCCUUGACUGCUGACUGUUUGAAUACACGCACACGACGCAAGCGAGGUCAGUUCUUGUUGAUGAAACUUGAACAUACACGACUCGCAAAAAGUCGCAAUUUUGGCCUUGAGAUGUCAGAGUGAAGCUAAAUUUAAAAAAAAAAAGAGGGAGGUUGGGGGAGUCAUAGAAGGGCAGAGAAAAUGGUAUGGGGUGCAAAGGGAGGGAGGUGAGGCUUUCUACCCCCCGCCCCCCUCCCAUUUUGUCAGCUCUAGAGGGGCCAAAAUUGGGUGCUUGUUGCGAGUUGUGUAUUCGGGAUGUCUUGUAGCCAUAGCAACCAGCAAUCCCUCCGCCGUUCGGCAUUUUGAUGGCCUUUAGGUCCUUUUUUGCAGGUUCCCAGAACUUUUUCCUUUUUAAUGUUUUUUUUUGUUGUUGUUGUUUUUGUUGCUGUUGUUUAAAAUCAGCAUCUGAUGCCUUUUGAGUGUGUCAAACUCAUUUUUUGAUUGAUGGAUGUUUUCAAAGUGGGAAAUGGUGACAACGGCCAAAUCUCGGAAGUUUACAGUGGACCCGCGUCGUCGCCGUUUGGUCAAUUCAAAGGCGCCAUUUGUUAUUCGCAAAAUCCCCCCCCCCACCCCCCUCUCGUUUGCAUUCUUUACCCCCAUGCUCCUCUUCUUUGCAUCCCUUGUUUUAACCUGAGCAUGCUCACUUUUUUUUUUUUUUGUGAAGACGAUCACCGUUUUAUUCGUCUUUUGUCAAACCAUUGUAAUAUAAUAAAACAUGGGGUCCACUGUACAAGAAAUUUUCGAUUUGUUAAGAGCGAUAAAAAUGUUUGUUGCUAUCUGUUCAAGUGAUGAAAGAUAAAUUUUGCCACAAAUCUAAAACGAUGACUGUUUUGAAGAAAAAAAGCCAUAUUGUCGACACUUUUUGCUUGGGUGGGGCCCCAUGGCCUCAAGUUUGACACCAGCGUCACCAAAGUUUUUGAUUUUUCUUUUUGGGGGGGGGGCUUUCUGGUAACAUCAUCAUCUUUGUUGAAACGGCGCGUUCUGCUCGCUGAGAUGUUGCCAGGACCACUGCCCCACCGCCUGCCCCCCCCCCCCCCCACUUGCCCCUUUGGGUGUCGGUGACCUGUUGCAGCAACAGAAAGUAGCAGCUUUUGCCCUCUCUGGUUGAUUGGCGCAUCCUCAAUGCGCAGGACGACUUUUGCUCGGGACUAGAGCAGCGUCACCUUCCUGUGAAGUUGGUCGUUGGAGAGAAAGAAUAAAAAAAAAAAAAAUUAAAGGACGGCAGGGAUGAGUUUGAAAAGCUACCUCCGCCUCGACCCCUUCCCAGCCAGUGUCGAGCUCCUCAUGAUCGGUGUCUAAAAUACUGUACAGAUUUUGGGCUUUUUAUGAUGUACAUUUUGUUGUUCGAUCAUAAAUUAUUUUAGGUUUUUUUUUUCCCCCCCUUUGGGGGGUUUGUUUUUCCAUUUUGAAUUUUUGGAGUAUUGAAAGAUUUUUUUUUUUUCACCAGCACUUUUUUUUUUAUAUUCGUGAAAUUAAAGAACGAGAGUUGGAGAAAUGUCUGCUUGGAGUGUCUCCACAAAUAUUUUUUUUUUUAAAUUGUAUUGUGCAUUUUUUUUCGCUCAGGAAUGUAUGAAUAUGAUAAAGGAAUUCUCAAAAGUAA